Molecule: messenger RNA, 644 nt
Organism: Lactuca saligna
Lineage: Eukaryota; Viridiplantae; Streptophyta; Magnoliopsida; Asterales; Asteraceae
Source: the annotation of a GenBank genome assembly
CCUAGCUCCAAAACAGAUAAAAUAUACGACUUCAAUCCUCCCUCGGCCACCACCCCUAACAACAAUCAUACACCAACGUCAACAGAGACAACGAAGGAUACGAAGAAGAAGAAGAUGAACAAGUAAUCGAAGGUUGCUUGGUUUUUGAAUGAGGCGUAUUCGAAGACCUUUUCAUUCAAAACGAAAUUCAGCUUGAAGCCCCCAAACCCUCCAAAAGGGUUAAUAAAAUUGUGGUUCGACCGGAGGAUUUUGGUUCCAGCGAAAUGGAAAGACGUUAAACAGAGAUUAAUACCACGCAGAAAGAGAGGAGAAAGAUGGCCCAGGAAUUGGAAUUUGGGAGCAGAUUACAGAAGAGAAAAGAUGGCUUUAAACCUAUAUUGAUGGCGUAUGAGAGUAGGAAAGAGUACAAAGCUGCAAAACUUAGGGAAUUGAAACCAGUUGUGCUGAAUAAUCCUCAAAUUUUGGUGGACAAGAACGAAGGUGAUGAUACCGAAGAUGAAAUUGACGAGGGCAAAGGUAGCAGGGGCAUUAAAGUGGCCCCUAAGAACCCUAAAAUGGUUGUAUAUGAUCAUGUAGCUGCAAAAGAUCCAGAAGGUAGAAAGAUGGGAAAACCAAUAUUUUGCUUCUACUGGUUGGUUGCAUGA